AUGUUGAGGGACCUUGUAGCUCAGGCUUUCUUGAGUGCACAACUCUUCAAUUCCUGGACUCGACAGCCUCAACAGUAUGCGUUUCUUUACCCCAUCUCUUGCUACGCUCGCUAUCCUUGUGACACCGGCCCAGAUGCUCUGCGGGCUGUUGAGACAUAUGCUGGUGCUACUAGUGGCAAGUACAUCGUCAAAUUCAAGGAAGGCGUCUCUCCGAAGGCGUGGGCCAAGAGGCUGGGUCUCUCCAACGCUGUCGAUUGGAAUAUUAUCAAUGAUCUUGGGAGCAACCUCGAUACCGAUUCACUCAGCAGUCUCAGAGCCUCUGCAGAUGUUGAACUGAUCUCAGAGGAUGGUAUCAUGCACACCAUGGCCAUUCAAGAGGACGCCCCUUGGGGUCUCUCCCGGCUCAGCUCAUUGACGCCUCCUGCGAUCCAAAAUGCAGACCUCCUUAACUUCACCUAUAUCUAUGACGCUGCCGCCGGCGAGGGUGUUGAUAUUUACAUUGUUGACACGGGCGUCUAUGUCCACCACGGAGAUUUCGAAGACCGCGCUAGAUGGGGGAUUGCUGUUGGAAGUUACCAGCAAUUUGAUGGCCACGGACACGGAACUCAUGUUGCUGGAUCCGCUGCCGGAAAACAGUUCGGUGUGGCGAAGGCCACUAAGACUGGGAUCCCUGCACCGCCAGUCGCCUAUCCCCCCUUCCCCAUCCGUGCCUCCAUCGUCGGACUCACCUAUGAGCGGGGGUCGUACCAAUCGCUACCCUCGACACGCCGCGUCACCCAAUGCUCUCUGGUUCACAGGGCGGGCUGCAUGCGAGCCUCCCUUCCUAUGUCUGUCCAUCGCCCUACUGCAUCCCUCUUGUACAUCUCCUCACGCGCCGAGCACCGAGUGUCAAUUCUCGGCCCUCGCCUUUGUCGGCGCCCACUGCACGGACCUCAGGCAUAUCUCGAGGCCCAUCCGGCAAUCAUACAAUGGGCGCGGGUUAUUACAGAGGUGCCCGAACGAUGGCGAGCAGGAGGCUCCUUUCACUUUUACGAAGGUGGCAGAUCUUCGCGUUGGACAUCGCUACUCGCUGCUGGCAAAAAAGGUCGGCCUCAUCCCUGGAGCGGGGGGUACUACGAAUACCUACCCUCAGCGUACCUCGUCGCCCAGCACACUCUGGGUAUGACACUGGGCGGGCUGCAUGCGAGCCUUUCCUCCUGUGUCUGCCCAUCCCAUCACGUUCUCCUCACACAUCUUCUCUUCUCACGUGUCGAGCCCCGAGUGUCAAUCCGCGACGCCUUGCCCUUGUUAGCAAUGCCCACUGCACCGACCUCAGGAGCAUCUCGAGGCCCGUCCGCCGGUCAGACAAGUGUGGUCUUCAUCGGCAUGGGGUCUCGAUACUAUUGA
Messenger RNA from Cyclocybe aegerita, 1386 nucleotides. Lineage: Eukaryota; Fungi; Basidiomycota; Agaricomycetes; Agaricales; Hemipholiotaceae. The record is from the annotation of a GenBank genome assembly.